Messenger RNA from Ziziphus jujuba (common jujube), 997 nucleotides. RefSeq lists its product as uncharacterized. The coding region runs from base 142 to 801 and encodes 219 amino acids. The transcript is spliced from 2 exons. The record is from RefSeq and is a predicted model, not a curated record. NCBI's taxonomy places the organism in Eukaryota, Viridiplantae, Streptophyta, Magnoliopsida, Rosales, Rhamnaceae.
AUAUAAAUGUUAAAAAUAUCGUUUGUGUGGCCGUGGUCGGAGCUUCUUUCUCAAUAGCUAUCCCUCUUCUUCUUGGCUUCUCUCUCUCUCUCUCUCUCUCUCUCUCUCUCUCACUCUGUUUCUGUUCUGGUCUGUCUGUGCAUGAAACCAAACAAGAACAAGAAUAUGACAAGCACCAAAUCAAACCCACCAACAACAUCACAACCCACCUCCCAAUCCCAAUCCCAAUCCCAACCUCAUGAGUGUUGCAUGUGUGGUGAUUAUGGCUUCUCUCACGACCUCUUCAAAUGCAAGCUCUGCCAUUUCAGAUCCCAGCACAGGUACUGUAGCAAUCUCUACCCAAAUGCAGAGUCUUACCAUAUAUGCAAUUGGUGUCUGAGUCAGAAAGAGGAUACGAAAGAGAAAUCCCAGAAUUCAUCCAAUUCAUCAUCGUCUUGUCGAAACGACGCCGUCGAAUUCGACGGCGAGAGCUACCACAACAAGAAAAAGACUAAUCCGGCUAUGAUGAUCAAGCAGCAGCUGGGAGGUCCGAGGAGUUUAGGAGUGUCUACGCAAUUGCAACUCAACGGACCAAUCAAGAAACCGAAGUCCAUAGAGGCCCCACCGCCGUCGCCGUCGCUGUCGCCGUCGCCGUCUUUGCCGGUGUCGGUAUCGACCCGGAAAAGGAUCAUCACGAACGGUGCCAAGGAAGAGAAACUUAGAAGAACAAGAUCAGAGGAAAUAUCAAAAGGUGGGAUCACAAAGCAUGUGUUUAGGAACAAGGUUAGAAGGUACAAGCUCUUGGAUGAGGUUUCUAGUUAAAUUUUUAAGAUUAAGAUGCAAUUUUCUCUUCCUCUUCUCUUUAUAAUUUUCUUUUACAUACAAAAUAUAGCUGUUUGUGGUUUUCUUGUGGGAAUUUUGGUCCCAAAAUUUCAUAGCAUAUAUAUACAAAAACUAUAUUGAGUUUGAUCCAAUGUACAGAAACUUUGAUAGUGAAAGCUGAUCAUCUUUACUGCUU